AUGUUUGAACCGGAGCUCUCAGCAGAAGAGUUUAGGGAAAAGGCAGCUGCUCUUCUCCCUGAAACCUGCAUACAACAUUUGGAAAGCAACAAUUGGAAAGAGAGGAUUUCCAGCAUGGAUACCAUUCAGAAGACUGUCAGGGAGAUGAAAAAAAGUGAGAUACCAUGCCAAGCCCUGAUGAGACUGCUGUUACAAGGACACGAAGAAACAAAGCUCCAGGUGAUGCAGAAGAAGCUUCACACCAUCACUUUGCUAGCCCAGAAAGCGAACUUCUCUAGAACAUCUGCUCAAAUUGCCUUGGAAAGUGUGGUGGAAAUGGUGGGAGAUGUGCUAUGCAGCAGCAACGCUCAAGGAACCCUAACAGCUAUAGCAGAGGCAUGUUCAUUGCCUUGGACUGCAAAGACAGCUAUGUCAUUGGCCUUCUCACAGAAUAACUCCAGGAUCCAUUCCAAGAUCUUGGACUGGCUGUCAAAAGCAAUUCUGGAGUUUGGCUUUGAAGGGAUGCAGGCCAAGGCACUGGUUGAGACCCUGAAGAUCGCUCUUGCUGUUGUUCACUCAGGUGUGCAGAGAUCAGCCAUCACCUUGCUGGGUGUUAUUUACCUGUACAUGGGAGAGUCCUUGAGAACACUGAUUGAGAGUGAAGAGCUGCCCCUCCUUCCCCAGAUAGAUGCUGAGCUGAAGAAGCUGCAUGGACAGGUCCCACCAAUUCCCAGUCGUGCCAACCCCAAGUUAUGCCCAGAUGUCAGGGGCCAGGAGGACCCAGGGAAUCACAGAAGGACUAAAUCCAUAGACAUUAGUGACAGAAUCACACCAGAAUUGGUGUCAAAGCUGCUCAAGAAGAACUGGACCAUCCAGAGGGAGGGCCUGGAAGAGGUUGCAGGCAUCCUUCAGGAUGCCAGAUUCAUCCAGCCAAACAUAGGAGAGCUCCCAAGAGCCCUGAGGGCUUGUCUCUGCGACCCAAACCCCACCCUGGUACAGAUGACCCUAAGGGUCCUCCAGCAACUGUCCACAGCCAUGGGUUCAAAUGUCAAACAGCACAUGAAGGACUUGGGCUUUCCCCUCAUUGCUCUGUUUAGGGAAAGCAAGAGCAGCGUGAGAGCUGCCGCCCUGGCUGCUGUGAAUGCUUGGGCUGCACAGAUGAACAUCUUGGAGUGGCUUGAUGGCCAGGACAUUUCCGAAGAUCCAGGUGAAGAACUGCCUUUACAGAAGCAAGAGCUAGUGCAGUGGCUGGCUGAACAGCUGCCAAUGCUCAAGUCAGCUCCCUCGGACCUGCUUUGGUGUGUACCUCACAUCUACUCUUCCCUCCAGGACAGCAACAGGGAUGUGCAGAGAGCCUCACAGGCAGCCCUGCCGUUCUUCAUAAUGCACCUUGGCUUUAAGAAGAUGGCCGAAGCCACCAGUGGGCUGAAGGCAGCUGCAAAGGCCCAUGUCCUUGCGAUACUAGAGAAUGUCAAUGACAGUCUGUCAGCCAAGUCCACUGCUUCUGCUAAGUCACUUUCCAGACGCCCUAGAGUCACCACCACUACCACUUUCUCCUCUGUUCUAAUCACACCACCCGCAGCAACAACCUUGUCUUCACACGCAUCAGCUAAAAAUGCAGCACCCAAAACCAGCAGAGAGGAGAACCAAGGUCCCAAGGAGCUGGAGUCUGGAGAAACAGUCCUGAAAGACACAGGUUUAGCCAAGGAAAAAGCAGAAAUGAAUUCCACUAAGAAGGAUGGGGUCAGCAAACUGGCACCUAUCUUCAUCGUUGUCCCCAAGGGGAAAGAGCAGAGAAUGAGAGAUGAGAAAAACAGCAAAGUGCUGCAGUGGAACUUCACAGCUCCCAGCAACAGAUAUGUUAAGCAGCUGAAAGCUCAGAUGAGCGGCUGUGUGUCCAGCAGCUUCCAGGUGGAAUUGUUCCACUCUAGCUUCCCUCACCACAUCAAAGCCUUGGCCAUCAUGACCAGGCAUUUAGAGAUAGAGAAGGAAGGAGUUAUCAGCUGUCUGGAUCUGAUCUUGAAAUGGCUCACCCUGCGUUUCUUUGACACCAACACAUGGGUCCUUAUCAAGAGUCUAGAUUACCUCAAUCUGCUGCUAACCUUGCUGAUCCAAGAAAAGUACCAGCUGAUGAACAAUGAGGCCAUUUCCUUUCUGCCGUACCUGAUCCUGAAGAUGGGAGAGCCAAGGCAAACUGUUCUCAGAUUGGUGCAUGCCAUCCUGAAGAGAAUGUGCCUGAUAUAUCCACCUAAGAAGGUGUUUGGCUUCCUUGUGGAAGGCAUCAAAUCCAGUAACACUAAGCAACAGGAAGGCUGCCUGGUGGAGAUGGGCUAUCUCCUUGAAACCUAUGGCUUGGAUGUGUGUGAGCCAAGUCCUAGCAAAGCCUUGAAGAGAAUAGCUGCUUUCCUUGGAGACCAGCACAGUGCUGUUCAUAGAGCUGCUCUAAACAUUAUGGUUACAGCUUGCAGAACUCAUGGGGAAGCCCUGUUCAAAAUGAUUGGGGAUCUUCCUGAAGAACAAAUGAGGAUGCUGGGACAGACUGCAAAACAGGAACCCUACAGGUCAAGAGUUUCCUCAGCAAAGCAUUUCAACACUGAUGACACAUGUCAUAACAUCACCUCCACCAUUAAUUCCCUUAUUUGUCGCAUUAGCAGUGAUGACACUGACACCAGCAUCCAGGCCUGUACCUGUGUCUUCCGAGAGAAUAAGCUGGCUCAGGAGGCCUCAGUGGAAGUGCUUAAGGAUGUAAUAAGCAGUCUCUCUACCUUAAUGGUAGAUUUUCUGGAUGGACAUCCAGAGAAAGAUCAGAAGCUCAUACAGUCUAUUAAUGUCCUCAUGAAAAGGGUACUGGAAAAAUCUGACCAGACGAGAAUUAUCUGUGCCUUGUUGAAGCUGCUUCAAGACAGCCUGACCGCUGAGGGCACCCCAGGUGAGUUUUCUGACCUGCUGGCCAAGUGCCUGUUGAAGACCACGCAGCUUCUCCCAGCCACCAUCAACACCAUCAAUCUGGAUGAAAUCCUGCUGGAUGCCGACAUGCUGAUGAAGGCGCUCCCAAAUGAAACACUAAGGCAGCACACAAACAAACUCCCGCUGUGGGCCCUGAAAACUCUGCUGCACCACUUGUGCAAGCUGAAAGGAGUGAAGAUCCUGGACCACCUCACCCUGAUUGGCGAUUCAGCUGGUUCAGAGGUGGAAGCUUACCUCCAAAAGACAAGCUAUGUGAAGCAAGGCCUGGCCAACAUCCAGACAGAAUAA
Messenger RNA from Nestor notabilis (Kea), 3234 nucleotides. Its product is annotated as cytoskeleton-associated protein 5-like. The transcript has 4 exons. Gene Ontology annotation, biological process: establishment or maintenance of microtubule cytoskeleton polarity; mitotic spindle organization; microtubule polymerization. Gene Ontology annotation, molecular function: microtubule plus-end binding; microtubule plus end polymerase activity. Lineage: Eukaryota; Metazoa; Chordata; Aves; Psittaciformes; Psittacidae. Gene Ontology annotation, cellular component: microtubule plus-end; centrosome; spindle pole. Bases 1 to 3234 code for a protein of 1077 amino acids. The record is from RefSeq and is a predicted model, not a curated record.